Messenger RNA from Suillus subalutaceus, 150 nucleotides. RefSeq lists its product as uncharacterized. The transcript has a single exon. NCBI's taxonomy places the organism in Eukaryota, Fungi, Basidiomycota, Agaricomycetes, Boletales, Suillaceae. The record is from RefSeq and is a predicted model, not a curated record. The annotation marks the transcript as partial.
GUGCCUUCCGAGCGCAUAUUUUCAUCCAGCAAAGAGACAUGCAUCCUACGGCGUGUCAACUUAUCUCCAACCACAUUUGAAGCACUACAAGUCCCGAAGUUUAUGUACAAGCAAGACCGCCUCAAUUUUAGAGGAUCUGGUGGCUUAUGA